CGCCGCCGCCGCGCCGCCGCUCCGGUCUCGGCGUGGCGCUGAGGAGGGCUCGGCUCCGGCGAGGAGGCUGCGGGAGGCUGAGGUGAAAACUGCAAAAGCGCGAGGCUGACUGAAGAGAGAAAUUAAUUGUGCUGAAGUUAGUCUGGCUUCUACAAUUAAAGGAUAUUUUUGGUACUUUUUAAUUGAAGUGGAGACGGCUUUUUUUUUUUGUAAAAAACCAUGGCGGAUGUGGAUCCAGACACGUUGCUGGAAUGGCUGCAGAUGGGGCAGGGGGAUGAGAGGGAUAUGCAGCUGAUAGCACUGGAACAGCUCUGCAUGCUGCUUCUGAUGUCAGACAACGUGGAUCGCUGCUUUGAAACAUGCCCUCCUCGAACUUUUUUGCCAGCACUGUGCAAAAUUUUUCUUGAUGAAAGUGCUCCAGACAAUGUACUGGAAGUAACAGCUCGUGCCAUAACUUAUUACCUGGAUGUGUCGGCUGAGUGCACCCGUAGGAUUGUGGGAGUGGAUGGAGCUAUCAAAGCACUUUGUAAUCGUUUAGUAGUUGUUGAACUUAACAACAGAACCAGCAGAGAUUUGGCUGAGCAAUGUGUGAAGGUGUUAGAAUUAAUCUGUACCCGCGAGUCAGGAGCUGUGUUUGAAGCUGGAGGGCUGAACUGUGUUCUGACAUUCAUUCGUGACAGUGGACACCUUGUUCAUAAAGAUACUUUGCAUUCAGCUAUGGCUGUAGUAUCCAGACUCUGUGGCAAAAUGGAGCCUCAGGAUUCUUCAUUAGAGAUCUGUGUGGAAUCACUGUCUAGUUUAUUAAAACAUGAAGACCAUCAGGUUUCAGAUGGAGCUUUGAGAUGCUUUGCUUCAUUAGCUGACAGAUUCACAAGGCGUGGAGUUGACCCAGCCCCAUUAGCUAAACAUGGAUUAACUGAGGAGUUGUUAUCUCGCAUGGCAGCUGCUGGUGGGACAGCCUCAGGACCAUCUUCAGCUUGCAAACCUGGACGGAGUAGCACUGGAGCACCAUCUACAGCUGCAGACUCUAAAUUAAGUAAUCAGGUGUCAACUAUUGUAAGCCUGUUGUCAACCCUGUGUAGAGGCUCUCCAGUAGUAACACAUACUUUUAAUUAUUUCCAGGAUCUCCUAAGAUCUGAACUUCCAGAUUCUAUAGAAAGCGCGUUGCAGGGUGACGAGCGAUGUGUGCUGGAUACCAUGCGGUUAGUAGAUCUUCUUUUGGUGCUACUGUUCGAAGGCAGAAAAGCCCUGCCAAAAUCCAGUGCUGGAUCUACAGGCAGAAUCCCAGGAUUGAGGAGACUGGAUAGUUCUGGGGAACGUUCUCAUCGGCAACUGAUAGAUUGCAUCCGCAGUAAGGAUACUGAUGCACUGAUAGAUGCAAUUGACACAGGAGCUUUUGAAGUAAAUUUUAUGGAUGAUGUAGGACAAACUCUUUUAAACUGGGCCUCAGCUUUUGGAACUCAGGAAAUGGUAGAAUUCCUCUGUGAAAGGGGUGCUGAUGUUAACAGAGGUCAGAGGUCAUCCUCAUUACAUUAUGCAGCAUGUUUUGGAAGACCUCAGGUAGCAAAGACUCUCUUACGACAUGGUGCAAAUCCUGAUUUGAGAGAUGAAGAUGGGAAAACUCCUCUGGACAAAGCUCGGGAAAGGGGGCACAGUGAAGUAGUAGCUAUUCUUCAGUCUCCAGGGGAUUGGAUGUGUCCUGUCAACAAAGGGGAUGAGAAGAAAAAGAAAGAUGCAAACAAGGACGAGGAAGAAUGCAAUGAACCCAAAGGAGAUCCAGAAAUGGCACCCAUAUACUUGAAAAGACUAUUGCCUGUGUUUGCACAAACAUUUCAACAAACUAUGUUGCCUUCAAUAAGGAAAGCAAGUCUUGCACUCAUUAGAAAAAUGAUACAUUUUUGUUCUGAGGCGCUCCUGAAAGAGGUUUGUGACUCUGACGCUGGCCACAACCUGCCCACAAUACUGGUUGAGAUAACAGCUACAGUGCUUGAUCAAGAGGAUGAUGAUGAUGGCCAUUUGUUAGCCUUGCAAAUCAUAAGGGAUUUAGUGGAUAAAGGUGGUGAUCUUUUUCUAGACCAACUGGCUAGACUUGGCGUAAUUAGUAAAGUGUCAACUUUGGCAGGGCCAUCAUCUGAUGAUGAAAAUGAAGAGGAGUCCAAACCUGAGAAGGAGGACGAGCCACAGGAGGAUGCUAAAGAACUGCAGCAGGGUAAACCAUACCACUGGAGAGACUGGUCAAUCAUUAGGGGAAGGGACUGCCUGUAUAUCUGGAGUGAUGCUGCAGCCCUGGAGCUAUCUAAUGGUAGUAAUGGAUGGUUCAGAUUUAUCUUGGAUGGAAAGCUGGCCACAAUGUAUUCCAGUGGGAGCCCUGAAGGAGGAUCUGACAGCUCAGGAAUUGGCUUACUAAAUAGUAAAGGAUGUAAACAGGUGGAAGGUGAAAGUAGGAGUGAGUUCCUUGAGAAGUUGCAGAGGGCUCGAAGCCAAGUAAAACCAUCUACCACAAGCCAGCCAAUUUUAUCAACACCAGGGCCAACUAAACUUACUGUAGGAAACUGGUCACUGACCUGUUUAAAAGAAGGAGAAAUUGCUAUUCACAAUUCUGAUGGUCAGCAAGCUACAAUACUGAAAGAAGACCUGCCAGGCUUUGUGUUUGAAUCCAACAGAGGAACAAAGCAUUCGUUUACAGCUGAAACUUCCUUGGGUAAGUAUGUAGGGUCAGAAUUUGUGACUGGCUGGACAGGUAAAAGAGGAAGAAAACUGAAAUCUAAACUGGAGAAGACAAAACAAAAGGUGCGCACUAUGGCAAGAGAUUUGUAUGAUGAUCAUUUUAAAGCUGUUGAAAGUAUGCCUCGAGGAGUAGUUGUAACACUGAGGAACAUAGCAACACAGUUAGAGUCUGCAUGGGAACUUCAUGCAAACAGGCAGUGCAUUGAGGGAGAAAAUACAUGGAGAGAUUUAAUGAAGACUGCUCUGGAAAACUUAAUUGUACUGUUGAAGGAUGAGAAUACUAUUUCUCCAUAUGAAAUGUGCAGUAGUGGCUUAGUUCAAUCGCUACUGACAGUUUUAAACAAUAAUGUUGAUUUGGAUGUGAAACAAGACUGUAGUCAACUGGUAGAGAGGAUAAACGUUUUCAAAACAGCAUUCAGUGAAAAUGAGGAUGAUGAAAGUCGUCCAGCAGUUGCAUUAAUUCGGAAAUUGAUAGCAGUGUUAGAAUCCAUUGAACGGCUACCUCUCCACUUGUAUGAUACACCAGGAUCUACAUACAAUCUUCAGAUCCUGACAAGGCGCUUGAGGUUUCGUUUGGAACGUGCCUCGGGGGAGACAUCUUUGAUAGAUCGAACUGGUAGAAUGCUCAAGAUGGAGCCACUGGCAACUGUUGAAUCUCUAGAACAGUAUCUGCUGAAAAUGGUAGCAAAGCAGUGGUACGACUUUGAUAGGGCUUCAUUUGUUUUUGUACGAAAACUACGAGAAGGUCAGACAUUUGUGUUCAGGCAUCAACAUGAUUUUGAUGAAAAUGGAAUUAUUUACUGGAUUGGAACAAAUGCAAAAACUGCAUAUGAAUGGGUAAAUCCAGCAGCCUAUGGAUUAGUAGUGGUUACAUCCUCAGAAGGAAGAAAUCUGCCUUAUGGUCGUUUAGAAGACAUCCUGAGCCGUGACAGUUCAGCUCUCAAUUGUCACACAAAUGAUGAUAAGAAUGCUUGGUUUGCCAUAGACCUUGGCCUUUGGGUCAUUCCAUCAGCCUACACAUUACGCCAUGCUCGAGGUUACGGACGAUCUGCUCUCAGAAAUUGGGUUUUCCAGGUAUCUAAGGAUGGACAGAACUGGACUACUUUGUAUACUCAUGUUGAUGACUGUAGUCUCAAUGAACCAGGGUCUACAGCAACAUGGCCUUUAGAUCCUCCAAAAGAUGAGAAACAAGGUUGGAGACAUGUUAGAAUAAAACAGAUGGGAAAGAAUGCCAGUGGGCAAACACACUACCUCUCCCUGUCUGGAUUUGAACUUUAUGGCACUGUGAAUGGAGUAUGUGAAGAUCAGCUGGGAAAAGCUGCCAAAGAAGCUGAGGCAAAUCUGAGAAGGCAGCGACGUCUGGUCCGUUCUCAGGUGUUAAAAUACAUGGUUCCAGGAGCUCGUGUAAUCAGAGGAAUUGAUUGGAAAUGGAGAGAUCAGGAUGGAAGCCCACAGGGGGAAGGCACUGUUACAGGAGAACUGCAUAAUGGCUGGAUUGAUGUCACCUGGGAUGCUGGUGGCUCUAACUCUUACCGUAUGGGCGCAGAAGGAAAGUUUGACCUCAAGCUUGCACCAGGGUACGACCCUGAUUCAGCGGCAUCACCCAAACCUGUUUCAUCCACUGUUUCAGGCACAACGCAGUCAUGGAGCAGCUUGGUGAAAAACAACUGUCCAGACAAGACGACUGCUGCUGCAGGCUCCUCAAGUAGAAAAGGAAGCAGCAGUUCUGUGUGUAGCGUGGCAAGUAGCAGCGACAUCAGCUUGGGUUCGACCAAAAUGGAGCGGAGAUCAGAAAGUGUAUUGGAACAAAAUAUAGUUUCAGGCCCUGACGUCCAUGAACCAAUUGUUGUUCUGUCUUCUGCUGACAGUAUGCCUCAGGCUGACAUAGGGUCAUCUUCCAGUGCGAGCACCAGCACCUUAACAGCGGACAUGGGAAACGAAAAUGCAGAGAGGAAGUUAGGUCCUGAUAACUCAAUACGUGCUCCUGGGGAGUCCAGUGCUAUAUCCAUGGGAAUUGUUAGUGUAAGCUCUCCUGAUGUGAGUUCAGUCUCUGAACUGACUAAUAAAGAAGCAGCUUCCCAACGACCCCUGAGCUCUUCAGCGAGUAACAGACUCUCAGUCAGUUCUUUGUUGGCUGCUGGGGCACCCAUGAGCUCCAGUGCAAGUGUUCCGAACUUAUCAUCUCGAGAAACUUCCAGCCUGGAGUCCUUUGUACGCAGAGUGGCAAACAUAGCACGUACCAAUGCCACAAACAACAUGAACUUAAGCCGGAGUAGCAGUGAUAACAAUACUAAUACUUUGGGAAGAAAUGUUGUGAGUACUGCAACUUCUCCUCUUAUGGGUGCCCAAAGUUUUCCUAAUCUGACUACAACUGGUACCACAUCAACAGUGACCAUGUCUACAUCCAGUGUUACUAGCAGCAGCAAUGUAGCUACAGCAACUACAGUUUUAUCUGUUGGUCAGUCGCUUAGUAAUACUCUAACUACUAGCCUAACAUCAACAUCUAGUGAGAGCGAUACAGGGCAGGAGGCAGAAUAUUCUUUAUAUGAUUUUCUUGAUAGCUGCCGAGCUAGUACUCUGUUGGCAGAGUUAGAUGAUGAUGAGGAUCUACCUGAGCCAGAUGAAGAAGAUGAUGAAAAUGAAGAUGAUAACCAAGAAGAUCAAGAAUAUGAAGAAGUUAUGGAGGAAGAGGAGUAUGAAACCAAAGGAGGCCGUAGGAGAACAUGGGAUGAUGAUUAUGUGUUGAAACGACAGUUUUCUGCAUUGGUUCCUGCUUUUGACCCAAGACCUGGUCGUACUAAUGUGCAACAGACAACUGACCUAGAAAUCCCUCCACCAGGUACACCUCAUUCAGAACUCUUGGAAGAGGUGGAGUGCAUGCCUUCACCACGUUUAGCGCUUACCUUGAAAGUUUCGGGUCUUGGAACAACUCGAGAAGUAGAACUGCCCCUAACGAACUUUCGAUCCACCAUCUUUUACUAUGUACAGAAAUUGUUACAGCUUUCCUGUAAUGGCAGUGUGAAAUCAGACAAACUUAGACGGAUUUGGGAGCCAACAUACACAAUCAUGUACAGAGAAAUGAAGGAUUCUGAUAAAGAGAAAGAAAGUGGGAAAAUGGGUUGCUGGUCAGUAGAGCAUGUGGAGCAGUACCUUGGCACUGAUGAAUUACCAAAGAAUGACUUGAUAACCUACCUGCAGAAGAAUGCAGACUCAGCUUUCCUGCGCCACUGGAAAUUAACCGGCACUAAUAAAAGUAUUAGGAAAAACAGAAAUUGUUCCCAGCUCAUAGCUGCAUACAAGGACUUUUGUGAACAUGGAUCAAAAUCUGGAUUGAGUCAAGGGGCCAUUUCUACUCUUCAAAAUUCUGAUAUCCUUAGUUUGGCCAAGGAGCAACCCCAGGCCAAAGCUGGCAGUGGACAGAACUCCUGUGGAGUAGAAGAUGUUCUGCAGUUACUUAGAAUUUUGUAUAUAGUUGCCAGUGACCCUUACACAACACGGACUUCUCAAGAAGAAGGAGAUGAGCAUCCUCAGUUUAGCUUUCCACCAGAUGAAUUCACAAGUAAAAAAAUUACUACAAAGAUUCUGCAACAGAUUGAGGAACCAUUGGCACUAGCAAGUGGAGCUUUGCCAGACUGGUGUGAGCAACUAACAAGCAAGUGUCCUUUCUUAAUUCCGUUUGAAACGAGACAGUUGUACUUCACAUGUACAGCAUUUGGAGCAUCAAGAGCAAUUGUGUGGCUGCAAAACAGACGUGAAGCCACUGUGGAACGGACAAGGACCACGAGCACAGUGCGCCGGGAUGAUCCGGGGGAAUUCAGAGUUGGACGCCUCAAACAUGAAAGAGUGAAAGUUCCGCGAGGUGAAUCCUUGAUGGAGUGGGCAGAAAAUGUCAUGCAGAUUCAUGCAGACAGAAAAUCUGUUCUAGAGGUUGAGUUUUUAGGGGAGGAAGGAACAGGCCUGGGUCCUACCUUGGAAUUUUAUGCAUUGGUGGCAGCAGAAUUUCAGAGGACAGAUUUGGGUGCUUGGCUUUGUGAUGAUGAUUUUCCAGAUGAUGAGUCCCGACAGGUUGAUAUCGGUGGUGGACUGAAACCACCUGGCUACUAUGUACAGAGAUCAUGUGGACUGUUUACAGCACCAUUCCCACAAGAUAGUGAUGAACUUGAAAGAAUAACCAAACUCUUUCAUUUCCUUGGAAUUUUCUUGGCUAAAUGCAUUCAGGACAAUAGACUUGUGGAUUUACCCAUUUCUAAGCCUUUUUUUAAACUCAUGUGUAUGGGGGACAUUAAAAGUAACAUGAGUAAAUUGAUAUAUGAAUCACGGGGUGACAGAGACUUGCACUGUACUGAGAGUCAGUCAGAGGCUUCCACAGAAGAAGGACAUGAUUCCUUGUCAGUAGGAAGUCUGGAAGAAGACUCCAAAUCAGAAUUUAUUCUUGAUCCACCAAAACCUAAGCCCCCUGCCUGGUUUAAUGGAAUUUUGACAUGGGAAGACUUUGAAUUAGUAAACCCACAUAGAGCUAGGUUUCUAAAAGAAAUUAAGGACCUUGCAAUUAAAAGACGUCAAAUUCUAAGCAACAAAAAUCUGUCAGAAGAUGAAAAGAACACAAAACUACAGGAAUUAAUGCUGAAGAAUCCGUCAGGUUCAGGGCCUCCUCUUAGCAUAGAGGACUUGGGUUUAAAUUUUCAGUUUUGCCCUUCGUCCAAAGUAUAUGGGUUUACAGCUGUGGAUCUCAAACCAGGUGGUGAAGAUGAGACUGUAACAAUGGAUAAUGCAGAGGAGUAUGUAGAUCUCAUGUUUGACUUCUGCAUGCAUACUGGUAUACAGAAACAAAUGGAGGCCUUCAGAGAUGGCUUCAAUAGAGUCUUUCCAAUGGAGAAGCUGAGUUCCUUCAGCCAUGAAGAGGUUCAGAUGAUUCUGUGUGGAAAUCAAUCACCUUCUUGGGCAGCUGAGGAUAUCAUCAAUUACACCGAACCCAAACUGGGAUAUACAAGAGAUAGCCCUGGAUUCCUUCGAUUUGUGAGAGUCUUGUGUGGAAUGUCCUCAGAUGAGAGGAAGGCGUUCCUGCAGUUCACCACGGGUUGUUCGACGCUCCCACCCGGGGGGCUGGCAAACCUCCACCCCCGGCUCACUGUUGUGCGCAAGGUUGAUGCUACAGAUGCAAGUUACCCAUCUGUGAAUACAUGUGUGCAUUACCUAAAGUUGCCUGAGUAUUCUUCCGAGGAGAUUAUGAGGGAGCGUCUGCUAGCUGCUACCAUGGAGAAAGGCUUCCAUCUCAACUGAGCCGCUGAGUGCAGCCCGCGACAUGGAAGUGUUUUUGAUCCUAGCGAAGCCUCUUGUGUUUGUGUGCAAAAAUACGAUCUCCACGCUGUGCUCUGACGAGACUUGCCUUUUUUCACCUGUGAGGCUUUAGGAAAAUGUGGAAUGUUUGUUAGCUGCUAAUGACAAAAUAAAUCCUUGUAACUACACAGCCAGCAAGAAAUUGGCACAGAACACUGUGUGAUGCUUCAAGGGCUUGCACAACUGGAAAUUAAGGUGUUUCUGUUUGACUGUUCCAAAGAACAGAUCAUCAGAUUUUCAGUGUUCACUGAUACAAAUUUCUAACAGUGUAUUGUGUAAAGUUUGUCUUUUAAUACCCUGUACACUACGGUUGCCAUCACUGAUCCCUGUUUUGCUGGCUUUAAGCUAACUGGUCAGAAACUUGCUUCCUUUAAAAUUUAGACUUAAUGGGCAUCUCCAGCCUUUUCUUUUUUAAUGGUGCCUGCACUAUUGGAGUAUUUUAGUGGGUUUUUGCGUAUAAUCAUGCACAACAACUUUUUUUCUUCUUUUUCUUUCAAGUGGGAAUAUAUUUUGAUUUCUCAAAUGCCCUGCUAUAAAGAUCAAAUCCUUAAGUGUGUUUGUGCAGCUCAACAAUAAAGCUAAUAAAAAACACUGGUUCCUAGUGCAAGGCACACUUAAAGCAAGUUUUACUUUCGGUUGUAUUUUCUUUGUAUAUUAUAAACAUUUAUUUAACUUGUUGCAGUUUGAAGUUUAAAAAAAAAGCACCCAAUGUGUAAGCUCAAAAGUAAUCAUUAAAAUGUUUGCAACAUAUAAAAA
Melospiza melodia melodia is the source of this 8820-nucleotide messenger RNA. RefSeq names its product HECT domain E3 ubiquitin protein ligase 1 (gene HECTD1). Gene Ontology annotation, molecular function: protein binding; ubiquitin protein ligase activity; metal ion binding. Bases 220 to 8007 code for a protein of 2595 amino acids. Lineage: Eukaryota; Metazoa; Chordata; Aves; Passeriformes; Passerellidae. Gene Ontology annotation, biological process: protein K63-linked ubiquitination; anatomical structure development; proteasome-mediated ubiquitin-dependent protein catabolic process. The record is from RefSeq and is a predicted model, not a curated record. The transcript has 43 exons. Gene Ontology annotation, cellular component: nuclear speck.